AUGCGUAAAUGCAAAAUCUUCGUCGGUAACUCCCAUCCUGAAUUAGGUAAACUAGUCUGUGAAAGACUAGGUAUUGAACCAGCACCAUGUACCUUAAAGAAAUUCGCCAACGGUGAAACUUCAGUCCAAAUAGGUGUAUCAGUAAGAGACGAAGAUGUCUAUGUCAUUCAAUCUGGCUCACCCACCAUCAAUGAUCACAUCAUGGAAUUAUUAAUCCUUGUCUCUGCUUGUAGAGGUGGAUCCGCUAGGAAAAUUACAGCUGUCAUACCACAAUUCCCUUACUCAAAACAAUGUAAGAUGAAAAAACAUAGAGGUGCCAUCACUGCGAGAAUGUUGGCUAAUUUAUUAGUCAUGGCGGGGGCUGACCAUGUAGUUUCCAUGGAUUUACAUGCUUCUCAAAUGCAAGGAUUCUUCACUAAACCAGUGGAUAAUCUUUAUGGUGGUCCAAGUUUGGCAAAAUGGAUUAGAGAAAAUGUGGAAGAUUAUGAAGAUGCAGUGGUUGUUUCAAAAAAUCCAGGUGGGACUAAAAGAGUUACUGCAUUGGCUGAUGCUUUGAAGAUUAAUUUCGCUAUGAUUCAUACUGAUCGUCGUCGUGCUAAGGAUAUUUAUUCUCAAAAUAGAGAUUUACAACAAUUGAGAUUAAGGAAACAAUCUAUGUUGAGGAAAAAUAAACCAAUUAUAAGACAAGGAGACGAUCCUAAUGAAGAGGAAAAUAUCAUUUUGACUAAUGGAAUUCAAACUGCAAGAAUCCGUAAUGGUCAUGUCAUUGGUGAUGAUGAGGAAGAUGAAACUGAGAAUAAUAAGAAUGAUGACAAUGAUACAGCUUUGGAAUCUGAUAGUGAUGACGCUCCCUCUAUUGUCGCUAGUGAUUCUUAUGCGUUAGGUGGUACUUAUGAUGCCGUUGAUUCUGAAGAUGAAAAGGAAAUUGAAGAAUUACAAAAAGAACAAUUGAUUACUUUGGUAGGUAACGUUCGUGAUCGUUCUGCCAUUAUUUUAGAUGAUAUGGUAGAUAGUCCUCGUUCAUUCAUUAGUGCCGCUGAACAUAUGGCUCAAAAUUGUGGUGCUAAGAAAGUUUAUGUCGUAGCUACGCAUGGUAUAUUUACAGGUGAUUGUUUACAAGAAUUAGAAAAAUGUGAAUAUAUUCAUAAAAUUAUCGUCACUAAUACGUAUCCAAUCCCUCAAGAAAGUUUGAAUUCUAAAAAAUUGGUCGUCAUUGAUGUAUCUCCAAUUUUUGCUGAAUGUAUUCGUCGUGAUCAUUACGGUGAAAGUAUUUCUGUCUUAUUCGAUUCAUUAGCAACCAUUUAA
Naumovozyma dairenensis CBS 421 is the source of this 1305-nucleotide messenger RNA. It is a transcript of the gene PRS1, whose product is annotated as ribose phosphate diphosphokinase subunit PRS1. Gene Ontology annotation, cellular component: ribose phosphate diphosphokinase complex; cytoplasm. The record is from RefSeq and is a predicted model, not a curated record. The coding region runs from base 1 to 1305 and encodes 434 amino acids. Lineage: Eukaryota; Fungi; Ascomycota; Saccharomycetes; Saccharomycetales; Saccharomycetaceae. The transcript has a single exon. Gene Ontology annotation, molecular function: ribose phosphate diphosphokinase activity; magnesium ion binding. Gene Ontology annotation, biological process: ribonucleoside monophosphate biosynthetic process; purine nucleotide biosynthetic process; 5-phosphoribose 1-diphosphate biosynthetic process.